Rana temporaria (common frog) is the source of this 4184-nucleotide messenger RNA. RefSeq names its product eukaryotic translation initiation factor 4 gamma 2 (gene EIF4G2). Gene Ontology annotation, cellular component: eukaryotic translation initiation factor 4F complex. NCBI's taxonomy places the organism in Eukaryota, Metazoa, Chordata, Amphibia, Anura, Ranidae. Gene Ontology annotation, molecular function: mRNA binding; protein binding; translation initiation factor activity. The record is from RefSeq and is a predicted model, not a curated record. Bases 590 to 3280 code for a protein of 896 amino acids. The transcript is spliced from 23 exons.
UGCGUGAUAAAGGCGGCCCUGUGUGUUUUCCCCGGGAGUCGCCGCAGAAAGGACGGAGAAGGGGACCCGAUACCGAGCACCGACCGCUCCGCACCGUACAGCCCCGGCCCGACGUCCUCUCAGUGUAUAGUCCUCCCCUUCCCCCCUUCUCUCUCCCCUCCCUUCCCCCCCUUUUUUUUUCUUUUUCUCCGGGACAAAACAGACGCCGCUCUCUACAACACUGCCGUCCCUCCGGGAGAGCACGUGUUCCCCUCCCCGCCCUGCCCACUGAGAAUUUAUUCAAGUUUUUUUUUUUUUGAUCAUUCUUUGUUAUCAAGCCGCCAAAGUGGAGAGUGCGAUUGCAGAAGGGGGUGCUUCUCGUUUCAGUGCUUCGUCAGGUGGAGGAGGUAGGGGUGCCUCUCAGCACUAUACCAAGACUGUUGGCAACGGGUUGAAAGCUCUGAUCGGCAAGUGUUUUGACAGGAUUUUGACCGGGUGGCAUUACUCUCCGCCCGAAGAAGAUCGUCGCGAGAAGCCCAAACCGCUCCUCCCCUCCCCCCAGUUGCGAACGCAGUAUUUUCUGUAGGACAUCUGCGCGCCGUGCAUUUGCAUGCAGCGCGCGUUAGACAAAGCGGACUCAACGGGUUGUGCGCCUGUAACGCACAGUAACCCUGCCGAGCGGAAACGCUGCGAGUACCUGGGGAAAACCCCAGGGCCUGGCGUUCCAAGAUGGAUUCCUUCACGAAGCACUAGACGAGAUGUUAACUCCUCAAACAACUCCGCCAACAACCCUGCGCUUACCUCGGCAAGUGAAAAAGAACGGCACGAUGCAAUCUUUAGGAAAGUAAGAGGCAUCUUAAACAAGCUUGCUCCCGAGAAGUUUGACAAACUAUGCCUUGAGCUCCUUAAUGCGGGUGUAGAUACCAAAUUCAUCCUCAAAGGAGUCAUACUGCUUAUUGUAGACAAAGCCCUCGAAGAGCCAAAGUACAGCUCACUCUAUGCUCAGCUAUGUCUGCGAUUAGCAGAAGAGGCGCCAAACUUUGAUGGUCCAGAGACGACUCAACCAGGGCAGAAGCAAAGCACAACGUUUAGACGCCUCCUAAUUUCGAAACUUCAAGAUGAGUUUGAGAACAGAUCCAGAAAUGUUGAGAUAUAUGACAAGCGAGACAGCCCUCUCCUCCCUGAAGAGGAGGAGCAGAGAGCCAUUGCUAAGAUUAAGAUGCUGGGGAACAUCAAAUUUAUCGGCGAGCUUGGCAAGCUUGACCUUAUUCAUGAAUCUAUCCUUCAUAAGUGCAUCAAAACACUUUUGGAAAAGAAGAAGAGGGUCCAGCUUCAAGAUAUGGGAGAGGAUUUGGAGUGUCUCUGCCAGAUAAUGAGGACUGUGGGGCCUAGAUUAGACCACGAAAAAGCCAAGUCCUUAAUGGAUCAGUACUUUGCCCGGAUGUCCGCCUUGAAGACUUGUAACGAAUUGCCAGCAAGGAUUCGUUUCCUGCUGCAAGAUACUGCGGAUUUGCGAGGAAAUGGCUGGACUGCUCGCAAAGCUUUUAUUGAUAAUGGACCAAAGACUAUCAAUCAAAUCCGCCAAGAGGCAGUGAAAGAUUUAGGAGUCUUUAUUCCUCCUUCAAUGGCACAAGGAAUGCGAACUGACUUCUUUUUGGAAGGGCCGUUCAUGCCACCACGAAUGAAGCUCGACAGGGACCCACUUGGAGGGCUUGCUGAUAUGUUUAGACAGAUGCCAGGCAGUGGUAUUGGUACUGGUCCAGGGGUUAUACAGGACAGGUUCUCCCCAACCAUGGGACGUCAUCGUUCAAACCAGUUAUUCAACGGGCAUAGUGGGCACAUCAUACCUCCUGUACAGUCCCAGUUUGGUGAUAUUGGAGGCAAACCUUUUAUGAAAAGCCAGGGGCAAGGCCAGAUGUACCAGAGUCAGGGGCUCUUAUCGCAACAAGGGCAGUCAAAGGAUAUGCCUCCUCGGUUUAUUAAAAAAGGCCAGCUUAAUGCAGACGAGAUAAGCCUGAGACCAGCUCAGUCUUUUCUAAUGAACAAGACACAAGUGCCAAAGCUCCAGCCUCAGAUGAGCAUGAUGCCGCCUCGCACCCAGACACCACCCAUGGGACAGACACCACAGCUUGGCCUCAAAACCAACCCACCUCCCAUCCAAGAGAAACCUGCCAAGAUUGUGAAGAAGCCUCCACCAUCAAGAGAAGAGCUACUUAAACUUACUGAAGCAUUUGUGACGGACUACUUGAAUAACGGUAACGCGGCAGAUGCCAUAAACGGCGUGAAAGAAAUGAGAGCUCCUAAACACUUCAUCUCCGAAAUGAUUAGCCUGAUCGUCCUGCAAUCCCUGGACCGAUCUGAUGAAGACAAGGAGCGUGCCAGCGAACUGAUCGGUAUAUUGCGUCAAGAGGGAGUGGCAACAAGUGACAACUUCAUGCAGGCUUUCUUGACUGUGCUGGACCAGUGCCCCAAGCUAGAGGUAGACAUACCCCUGGUGAAAUCCUACCUGGCCCAAUUUGCAGCCCGUGCCAUAAUAGCGGAGCUGGUGAGCAUUUCUGAACUCGGCCAGCCUCUGGAGAACGGCACCCACUUCCCUCUCUUCCUGCUCUGUCUGCAGCAGCUGGCCAAACUAAAGGACAAAGAGUGGCUGACCGAACUCUUCCAGCUAAGCAAAGUCAACAUGCAGAAGAUGUUACCAGAAAUCGACCAGAACAAAGACCGCAUGCUGGAGAUCCUGGACGGGAAAGGACUGAGCUUCUUGUUUCCGCUCAUGAAACUGGAGAAAGAGUUACUGAAACAAAUACAGAUGGAUCCUUCUCCACAGACCAUCUACAAGUGGAUUAAGGAUAACAUCUCUCCUAAACUUCAUUUAGAUAAAGGAUUUGUGAAUAUUUUGAUGACCAGCUUUUUACAGUAUAUUUCUAAUGAGGUUUGCCCAACGGACGAUGCAGAGCAGGUGGCGUCACCAUCUAAAGAGCAGCUGGACCUGGAAAAGCAGCUGUUGCUGUCUUUCAAGCCAGUGAUGCAGAAGUUCCUCCAUGACCAUGUUGAACUGCAAGUCAGCGCCUUGUAUGCACUCCAGGUGCACUGCUACACUAAAAACUUCCCUAAAGGCAUGUUGCUCCGCUUCUUUGUCCAUUUCUAUGACAUGGAGAUACUAGAAGAAGAAGCUUUCUUGGCAUGGAAGGAAGAUAUUACACAAGAGUUUCCAGGAAAGGGAAAAGCUUUAUUCCAGGUGAACCAAUGGCUAACCUGGCUGGAGACCGCCGAAGAAGAGGAAUCUGAAGAGGAAGCCGACUAAAGAACCAGCCAAAGCCUUAAUGUUGUGCGAAACACACUGUUGCUAUGAAUUAAAUCGCGUUUUGACCUAACCACUGCGAAAAUCCAUUCCGCUGUAACAUUUUCGCAAAUCUGUAAAUGCAGAGGCAUGUCUAUUUAGGAUUCCUUCUGCUCUAAAAGAAGAGAGGUUUUUAAGUGUAAUGUCUUAAUCAUAGUCAGCCAUGCAAUAUUUUUUAGAGUUUCUGUAAUGUUUAGAUCUGUGCAUUAGCAGCAUGCAAUAAUUACAUCCUGGGUUCCCAAAACACACACAUGGUCUCUGGCGAGGACUUCUAUAGCUGCCGGAAAAAAAAUUAACCUUUCUGGGCCAUAAAAGGGGGGGAAACAAAACAACUGAUUUAGCAACACUGAAGAAUACUGUAGAGAUGCACUUUGCUCAGUGUAAUACUUGACUUGUUGCAAUAUCUGAUUAUCAAUUUGGUUGUUAAAGAAAAUCCUUUAACUGUAAUUCAUGGAUGUUACCGUAAUAGUAUGUGUAUUGCCUGUACUUCUACCUCUAGUAAUGGGCUUUUUUUUUUUUUUUUUUUUGUGCUAGAAUCUAAUAUCUUUGAACCUGGGCAAGUGCACAAGUCUUUAAAAACCUAAAAAAGAAAAAAAAAAUGUUACUUGCACAAAAAAACCUGCUCCAUUUUUGAGAGAUUGAUGGCUACCCUGAGAUACGUGGUUAUUUGUGGGUGUGAUGCUUAAAAUGGUGAGCAAAUGAAUUGGUCCUCCUUUAUUAUAGUAUUGAAAUUAAGUCUACUUAAUUUAUCAAGUCAUGUUCAUGCCCUGAUUUUAUAUACUUGUAUCUAUCAAUAAACAUUGUGAUACUUGACCUGUGAUUUUAUGGCUACAUACAAAUUUUCAUCGGGUCCAGUGUCAGAAAAAAA